CUGUUUUUAAAUUUUCAGAGGUGGAGAUGAUCACAGAGCAGGAAACCACAUUCUGUUGUUCACAGUAUUGAACCCACAGUAUCCCAUCUCAGUGGAUGUGAUGCACUCCAUUUGCAGUCCCUAUGGACAGGUACAAAGGAUCGUCAUCUUUAAGAAAAAUGGAGUACAGGCAAUGGUGGAAUUUGACUCUGUGGACACAGCCAAAAGAGCAAAGCAAAACCUGAAUGGGGCGGACAUAUAUUCUGGAUGCUGUACCCUGAAAAUUGACUUUGCUAAGCCUACUCGUUUGAAUGUUUUUCGCAAUGAUAGCGAAAGCUGGGAUUAUACACAGCCCAUGCCUGAAAAAGACACUGGGUCUCAGCGUAACGGACCACUGCUAGCCGCUCCCAGAUACAACAAUGCACCGAUGCCAUACGAUGGGCGAUCAGGUGGUCCCCCGGGCCCUAACCAGGGCUAUGGUGGAGGCCCAGGACAGGGGUACCCAGCAGGUGGCCCCUCAGGAGGUUAUGGGGGCGGGGGCUACGGCCCUAACUACGGUGGGGGCUAUGAAGGGGGUGAUGGUUAUGGAACACCUAUGUCACCACGGCAACAGGGUUAUGACAACAGAGGAGACAGGUUUGCUGGAAAUCAGGGGCCACCAAUGCAGGACCGGGGAGGAUAUGGUCAUCCAAACAUGCCAUCCCAGGGUUACCAUGAUCAGGGACCCCCUCCCCCCGGGGCCAUGUUCCAGGGGUCGGUCCUGAUGGUGUAUGGACUGAAUCCAGACAUGAUCAACUGUGACAAGCUCUUCAAUCUGUUUUGUCUGUAUGGAAACAUUGUCAGGGUGAAGUUCUUGAAAAGCAAAGAGGGAUCAGCCAUGGUACAGCUGGGAGAUUCUCUGGCCGUGGAGAGAUGUAUGCAGAAUCUGAACUACAUCACAUUGUUUGGGAACAAGAUCACACUGGGACAUUCCAAGCAAGCUUUUCUACAAGAUGUGAUGAACCCUUAUGAGUUACCUGAUGGCACACCGUCAUUUAAAGACUUCAUGGGAAGUAGGAACAACAGAUUCGCAAACCCAGAGGCAGCCAGCAAAAAUCGGAUCAUGCCACCCUCCAAAGUACUACAUUACUUCAAUGUACCCCCAAACAUUUCUGAGGAACAACUCGCAGAGGUCUUUGAAACAGCAGGGGCAACAAAACCAUCAAAGAUAAAGCAGUUUGCAUCAAAAAGUGAGAGAAGUUCAUCCGGACUGCUCCAGUUUGAGUCCAAAUCGGAAGCCUUGGAGGCCCUCAUCCUGGCAAAUCAUUCCUCCAUUCCUAAUCCAGCUGGGAAAAGCCCAUAUGUGAUGAAGCUGUGCUUUUCUGGAGGUCCAAUCAAAGAAUGAAGAUAUUGAAUCUCGGAACAUUGUUUUCAUUAAUGUUUUAGAUGUAGUAACGUUGAUUUUGUCACUUGUUAGAUGUACAUAAACAUGUAGAUUAAAAACAAGGUGUGAAUUGACUAACGCAGCAACAAAACAUACAUUGUAUUCAUGUCAUAAAUACAAAAUGCUUUUAAUUAAAUUUUAUUGUGUGGAAUUAAAAAAAUAAUAAAAGAAUGUAAUGAA
Messenger RNA from Saccostrea cuccullata (small rock oyster), 1582 nucleotides. RefSeq names its product heterogeneous nuclear ribonucleoprotein L-like. Gene Ontology annotation, biological process: regulation of RNA splicing. The transcript is spliced from 13 exons. The record is from RefSeq and is a predicted model, not a curated record. NCBI's taxonomy places the organism in Eukaryota, Metazoa, Mollusca, Bivalvia, Ostreida, Ostreidae. Bases 101 to 1363 code for a protein of 420 amino acids. Gene Ontology annotation, molecular function: mRNA binding. Gene Ontology annotation, cellular component: nucleus.